AAUUAAAACUGUUGGAUUUUUAAAUUUAAAUCUGUAAACUGUAAUCUGUUUGGUUUAUCAUGCUGAUAUCAUUCUGAAAACUUCAAUAAUAAAAUAAUUAACCAUACUGCUGCUGUCACUUUAUACACAUUUUUAUAUAUUGACAUCAGAGGGCAUUAAAACAUGAACAUCAAAAAAGUGUCCCUUUAAAUGGAGUCAAACUUUCAGAUGCCAUGAUUAAUGCUGAAACAUGGCCGCUAUGUUAAAUUAGAUUAAAUUGUAAACUUGUGCUGAAUCAUGACUUCUGAACGCCAGACACUGCCUGAGGAGCUUUAAACAUUAAAUAGAUAAUCUAUUGGAUAAAUCUUAACGUGAUUAUGAAGAUAAAGAAUAAUGUUGCCAAAAUACAAACAUUGUCUUGGCAACUCUGCAGAUGUAUAUUGUUAUCAACACCAUCAUCAAUAAUAACGAUAACAGUCACACCACGUGAACUAUGCCACGUUUCAUAACUCGGACGACAAAAUGUCAAACUCUAGAUAUACUACUAAUGAACAUUUUAGUAUGCUUCGAUCAGCUUAUUCAUUAGUAAGCUAUUAAUUGAUUAAAAUUACCUAAGUAAAUACACUUAUACGUAAUGGCAAAUCAGUGCAAUAUUUUGGUUACUGGUGGUGCUGGUUAUAUUGGUUCACACACAGUACUGGAGCUUCUUAACAAUAAUUUCACAGUUGUAGUGAUUGAUAAUCUUGGUAAUGCUUAUAAAGAUGAAAAAGCGGAGAAACCAGAAUGUAUAAUUAGAGUGGAAAAACUAGCAAAUAAAUCUGUGAUUUUUGAGGAGUGUGAUAUUACUGAUGAAAAUUCAAUUGAAAAAAUAUUUGAAAAGUACAAAUUCGAAUGUAUUAUACAUUUUGCUGCAUUAAAAGCAGUUGGAGAAUCAUGCCAAAAACCAUUAGAAUAUUAUAAAACUAAUGUUGGAGGAACAAUAAAUUUAUUAAAUGUAAUGAAAAAGAAUAAUGUAAAAAAAUUGAUUUAUUCAAGUAGUGCAACUGUUUAUGGUGUUCCUGAAAAACUACCUCUAACAGAAGAUAUGAAAACUGGAAAUUGUACAAAUCCUUAUGGUAGAACUAAAUACAUCGUUGAAGAAAUUUUAAAAGAUUUGUGUGCUUCUGAUCCGGAUUGGUCAGUAAUAUCAUUAAGAUAUUUUAAUCCAGUGGGUGCUCACCCAUCAGGUGAAAUUGGAGAAGAUCCGAAUGGAAUUCCAAACAAUUUAAUGCCUUUCAUAGCUCAAGUAGCUGUUGGAAAACGAGAAAUGCUGCAUGUAUAUGGCAAUGAUUAUGAUACUCCAGAUGGAACAGGUGUAAGAGAUUAUAUUCAUAUAAUGGAUUUAGCUAGUGGUCAUGUUAAGGCAAUCAUUUACCAAAAAACGAAGAAUAUAAAAGGCUUCAAGGCUGUAAAUUUAGGUACGGGUAAAGGCUUUUCAGUAUUACAAAUGAUCAAAGCUUUUGAACUGGCAUCAUCAAAAACAAUUCCAUAUAAAAUUGUUGAACGAAGACCUGGUGACAUAUCAUCAAGCUAUGCAGAUGCUUCACUUGCUAAUAAAGAAUUAAAUUGGGUUUCAACAAAAAAUAUCGACGAUAUGUGCAAAGAUACAUGGAAUUGGCAAAAAAAGUAUCCUCAAGGAUUCAAAUCUGGAUCAAUACAAUAAUGAUAGUUGUAAUUGAUGAUGGUUAACUUGUAUAUUCAUGUAAAAAAAAAUUGUAUUGAUCAAUUAAUAUAUAAAUAUAUAUAAUAUAUGU
This is a messenger RNA of Chelonus insularis, 1772 nucleotides long. RefSeq names its product UDP-galactose 4'-epimerase (gene Gale). The record is from RefSeq and is a predicted model, not a curated record. NCBI's taxonomy places the organism in Eukaryota, Metazoa, Arthropoda, Insecta, Hymenoptera, Braconidae. Gene Ontology annotation, cellular component: cytosol. Gene Ontology annotation, molecular function: UDP-glucose 4-epimerase activity. The transcript has 8 exons. The coding region runs from base 614 to 1681 and encodes 355 amino acids. Gene Ontology annotation, biological process: beta-D-galactose catabolic process via UDP-galactose, Leloir pathway.